UUAAACUUUAGUUGCCACGUUGGUUAUUGACGACGUGUUCUAUAUUUCCGUCAUUGCAGUAUUUUAUCACUUACACGUUGGCUUCCUUUGUCAUUGGACUUAUUUCAGUUUUUAUACUUAUUUAAUAUAGGAUCAAGUUUUACAGUUCAUAAGUUGAACACAACUGAACAAUGAAAGUAAAAGAGAUUGAUCGAACUGCAAAUGUGGCGUGGUCACCAUCGUCACAGCAUCCAGUGUACCUGGCAGCUGCAACUGCUGCACAACAGCUUGAUGCAACUUUUAGUACAUCAGCUGCUCUUGAAAUAUAUAAACUGAACUUGGCAGAAAAUGACUUGCAAAUGCCAAUGGUUGGAUCAGUACCUUCAGAACACAGGUUUUACAAAAUUCUUUGGGGUUCCCAUGGCAUCGCAAACAGCACUUGCCCAUCUGGUAUAAUUAUUGCUGGUUCUGAAACUGGCAGUGUCUUAGGUUAUAAUGCUGCCUCACUCAUUUCAGGCGAGGAAGUUACUCCUAUUUUUAAACAAGACAAACACACUGGAUCUGUUAAAGCAUUGGAUUUUAAUAUUUUUCAGCCAAAUUUAUUAGCGUCUGGCGCUUGUGAUUCAGAAAUUUACAUUUGGGAUUUAAAUAAACCUGACACUCCAAUGACUCCUGGUUCAAAAUCAAUGCCUCCUGAAGAAGUGACUUGUAUUGCUUGGAACUGUCAAGUUCAACAUAUCCUGGCUUCUACAUUCUCAGCUAGAUGUGUUGUCUGGGAUCUACGGAAGAAUGAGCCUAUUAUUAAAAUUAGUGACAGUAUGUCUGGGAUUAAAAGUAGAUUAACGGCCUGGAGUCCGGAUGUAGCAACUCAACUUUGUUUAUCUUCUGAAGAUGAUCACACACCAGUCAUACAACUGUGGGAUUUACGUUACGCAACGUCACCUUUACGCACAUUUGAGAAACACCAAAGAGGAAUUUUAAGUUUAGCAUGGUGUCCUCAGGAUCCAGAUUUGCUGCUUAGUUGUGGAAAAGACAACAAAAUCCUGUGUUGGAAUCCCAAUUCUACAAUUCAAGGUGGAGAAGUUGUAUGUGAACUAGAAACCAGUAAUCAGUGGAGUUUUGAUGUCCAAUGGUGCCCUCGAAAUCCUGGAAUUAUUUCAAGCGCUUCAUUUGAUGGACAUGUCAGCAUCUUUUCUUUGAUGGGUGGAGGACAUCCCUGUCAACCAACCAACAAGGUUGCUGAAUCAUUUAAUACUAAUGUGUUUCCUGACCAAUCUUCAUCACAUACUGCACCAGUCAUCAUUCCAUUGCAAAAACCCCCCAAAUGGCUAUGCAAACCUGUUGGAGCAACAUUUGGGUUCGGUGGUAAGCUGAUAACUUUUGAACACAUUCGAGGAAAUGUCAAUCCCAACCAAUCUCCUGCAGCUACACAAAUGCAAAACCAAUCUCGAAUUGUUUGUAUCAGUCAAGUUGUUACAGAGACAGAUUUGUUACAUCGAUCGAACCAGCUUCAAAAUGCUUUAAAUAAAAACGAAAUUGUGGAAUUUUGUUCAAUGAAAGCUGAGAAUAGUGUUGAUUCUAUGGAACAAAACAUCUGGAUGUUUCUCAAGUCAAACUUUGAAGAAGAUCCAAGGUCUAAAUUCCUUCAGUUGCUUGGUUAUAAUAAAAAUGAACUUGCCAAAAAUGUAUUGAAGCAUGUAAGCCUGAAUGAGGAUCAACAAGGUGUAAAUGCUGCAGAACUGGCUCAGAAAAUGUCACUCUUGAAUACUGAUUCCUUAGGACAGGGUGGUUUGUCUCUGAGUGGUCAAGGUUCCCCUAGUGUUGGUUCAAAGACUCCUAACAGUAUUGGAGAACCAUCUGAAGCAUCUUCGUUAUUUGAAGAUAUUACCUUGCAACAACGGAAUCUAUCUGGAUCACAAUCCCCAUUGCCUAUUCCAGCUCAUUCAAGUUUAUCAGAUACAUCAAGCUCAAGAACUCCCCUCACAAUAUCCACUAAUUCAGAUGCAAAUGGUUUGCUUAGUCAAGCAUUAUUAAUGGGUAAUUUUGAAGCUGCAGUAGAGAUGUGUCUUCAUGAAAAUCAAAUGGCUGAAGCUAUUUUACUUGCCAUAGCCGGUGGUCCUGAUUUGCUUCGGCGUACACAGAAUAAAUAUUUCAGCACUAAUCACAGUUCUUUAAGCCGAUUAAUUUCAUCAGUUGUGACUCAUGACUGGAAUCAUGUCAUUCAAACCUGUAACUUGGACAACUGGAAAGAAGCUCUAGCUGUACUCAUAACAUAUACGUCUCCAGAAGAAUUCUCUUUUCUAUGUGAUUCCUUGGGAAGUCGACUUGAAGCUGAGAAGGAAUCAUCAGUCUAUGCUAGUUUGUGUUAUAUUUGUUCAGGAAAUGUUGAAAAACUUGUUGAAAAUUGGCAACAAAAUUCACAGAAUGCAAGUGAGCCCUCAGCUCUUCAGGACCUGGUUGAAAAAGUCAUGUUAUUACGCAAAGCUGUUGAAUUUUCUCAAGGCCAAGAAAUACCAAUAAAAGAAGGAUUAGUUGCCGAUAAACUUUGCAAAUAUGCCUCAAUUCUUGCUGCACAAGGAAAUUUGAAUACUGCCAUUAAUUACAUGAACUCAUUUCCAGGGCCUGCCCUAGAUUCAAUGAAGGACCGUUUGUUUCAUGCUCUCAAUGGGAAUGUAGCUGGUGUGCAACAACCAGCUUUCCCGUUUCAAAAAGUAGAAAUCCUUCCAGAAGGGGCUCAAAGGGGCCAACAACAACAGCAUCUACAACAGCAGCAGCAGCAACUACAACAACAACAGCAACUACAACAGCAACACCAGCAACAACAUCAUCAGCAACAGCAACAACAUCAACAACAGCCUUAUCAAGCAUCACAACCCCAACAGGCUUACGGACAAGCUCCACAAAAUUUGUACCAGCCAAACCUGCAACAGAAUCAAUCUUUCCAGAAACAGCAGGAAGAACAAAGACUUGGAUUGAAUUCACAACAGGUCAAAUUUAAUGAGGUUCAAGCAAUUAGCCAGUUUCGAACUACAACUACCCCUAGUUCAUAUUUUGGACAAAAUCAGUAUCCUAGUACGAAUGGUUCAGCUGCUGCACCACAAAUUCCAUCUUAUCCAACACAUAUGAGUUCUAUGAUGGCUCCGUCAACUGGUGCCCCAAUGUCUAAAGGUCCUUUAGCACAAAAAUAUCGUACCCAUUCUGGUUCUGCAAAUGCUGGUUAUGGAAUGGAAAACUACAACCAAACCACUGCCUUAAAUCCAGAUUAUUCUAAUAAAAGUUCAUACCAACAACAGAGUUAUCCUAGUCCAAAUUCUUACCAAACUUCAAAUACUUAUCAUCCACAACAACAAAUGCAGCCAUCCAAUGUAUACAAUCCAAUUUCAACACCAGUAGCUCCACAAGCUUCUGGUCCAAUGGGAGAUAUUCCUUCCUUUCAAGAAAUGAAACCUCACACACCUUGGAAUGAUCCACCUGUGUUUAAAGAUAAAGUGAACAACUCACGUCAUUCAGGCUGGAAUGAUCCCCCCUUGGUUGACCCGGCACCUGUACAGCAAUUUGAAUCUCCAAAUGCAAUUCCCAAUCAAAUGUAUGGAAUUCCUGGAAACACUGAUCAACAACAACCUGUCAACAGUUAUCCAAACAUUUACAACCCCCAGGAACAUCAGCCUCAAUUGCCGCAAUCAGCACCUGUAGUUAACCCAGCUCCAGAACCUGUACCUGAAGUUGUAAAAGGACCUUUGCCAAAUGAACAUCAAAUUUUACAAGAGAUAUUUGAUGCCUUGGUUGAAAACUGUUUAAAAGUUGCAUCAAAUGCUCAAACUAAAAGAAAACUGGAAGACGUAGUUAAGAAACUGGAAGCGUUAUAUGACAAGCUAAGAGAAAAUGCGCUGUCCCAGAACAUCAUUCAAGGCUUGCAUCAAAUUGUACAAUCAUUGCAACAAUAUGACUAUGAUAGAGGACUACAAAUCCAUGCUCACAUGAUUAAGCAUGGAAAUUUUUCUGAAAUUGGAAGCUUUAUGCCUAGUCUAAAAGUAUUAAUGCAAACAGCAAACAAUCUUCAAGUACGAUGAACAAUGGGUGAUGUAAAUCUCUCUAUUGCAUUUAUUCUGAUUAUUCAUAAAUCCUUAACUACAAGAAAAGAACUGAACAUUUCUCUGAAAUCGUGUUAGCAGUUUCUUACGUCUACACAACUGCUAAAUACUGGAAACUCGGGUGAGUCAGCAGAAUGUUAGCGAUUUGGAAUCUAUAUAUUCUUUUGACAUCAUGAUUUAUUAAUAAAAUGUCACGUUCUGAGAUUUUUUUUUUUUCCAAACAAUUCUCAAGGAACCUUCAUUAGAAUUUAAUUAAACAUUUAUAUGUUUAUUUAUUAUUAUUAUUAUUAUUAUUUUUUUUUUUUUUUUGCUGCUAAUUCUUAAAUUAAACUUCAUUUGAUCUAUAGUAUAAUUCUUCUGAUUACUGCAUGCACUUCGCCUGUUACUUGUCCCCCAAACAGGAUGAUUUGAUCACACAUUGAUAAAACUUCUGCUGAUAACUCAAUAAAUUUUAAUAUUUCAACAGAAUUUAAUUCUGUUAAAGGUUUUAUUUGUUUCUUUAUUCCUAUCUUGUUCUGUUCAUGCUUCUAAUUAACUUGUUAAAUAUCUACUUGUUUACUUAGUUAUGGUUUCUUAAACCAAUCAUCCUCAUGUUCAUAGAUUAAAUAUCUCAUUAAUAAAAAAAAAAUUAAUUAAUUUUCUGGGAACAGGGCAGAAAAACAAAUAUCUAUCUUUAUUGUACAGAGCAGUGUGACUUUUCUUUCCUGAAGAUAAAAUCAUUAUUUUUAUUUUUAUUUAUUUUUUUUUUAAUAUUUUUAGUGUCAACAAUCAGAAUUUUGAUAAUAAUGCAAAUUUGACUGAAUAUUAUUAUUAUUUUUUUUUUUUGUACAUUGUAUAUUAUUAGUCAAAUUUUAUAAUUAUAUGGUAAAUUUAUAUUUCAUUGUAUCUGUUACACUAAAUACUGGAUGAAAUUGUUUUGAAAUGAUCAAAUUUGUAAGUUCAAUACUUAGAAUGUUUCAAACUUGUAUAGUUAUGAUUUAUGAUCAAAAUUUCUGUAACCAUGUUUUUAAUCUUUCCUACACAGCAUCUCAAAUAAGUUGAAUUUGUCUCCAAACUUGUCAUCAGUAUAAAAUACAAACUAAAUCAGGCUUGUGUAUAAAUUAGUUACUCAAACAAUGACAUAUUUGUAUACAAAUCUGGCACUUUAAGCAUCCAAUUGAGGCUUUGUGUAGUAAAAAUUUAUUAUAAAAGACAUUUAAAAAAAAAAUUCUUAUUGAUUUGGUGUUAUUAUAAGUUUAGGCUAAUACUCUUCAUUGAAAAGUGUUGUUAUCUUAGAAGUUAGGUAAAUGAUAAAUCUGUCAGAAAAUAGAAUAGCGAUUUUUUUUCAUAAAUUUUUUUUUAGAAAAACAAAAAAAGCAAAUCAUGAUGCAUAAGGUGUAUAAAUGUACAGCAAGUAAAAAAAAAAAAAAGAAAAAUAGUUCUUUUUCUUUUGAGAAAUUGGGAAAAAAAAAAACAACAAAAAUUUGUUUUCAGACCAAUAUUGAAAUAUUUAUUUUUGUAUAUUUUUUCCAGGAAAUAAAAUUGUUUUCUGAUAAAUUUAACUUCUUCCCAAGUGUUAAAUGAUUGUCUCAUUUGUACUCAUUAAGAAUAAUGCAUUGAAAAUGUAUGGAAUAAACUUGUAAUUGUAUUACAGUUAAUUAACACAUUAAAAAUGUGCAAUAAACUUUGUUCAAUAAACAUC
Molecule: messenger RNA, 5751 nt
Organism: Octopus bimaculoides (California two-spot octopus)
Lineage: Eukaryota; Metazoa; Mollusca; Cephalopoda; Octopoda; Octopodidae
Product: protein transport protein Sec31A
Biological process (GO): endoplasmic reticulum organization; COPII-coated vesicle cargo loading; endoplasmic reticulum to Golgi vesicle-mediated transport
Cellular component (GO): COPII vesicle coat; endoplasmic reticulum exit site
Molecular function (GO): protein binding; structural molecule activity
Source: RefSeq, a predicted model, not a curated record